Meloidogyne enterolobii is the source of this 318-nucleotide messenger RNA. The record is from the annotation of a GenBank genome assembly. NCBI's taxonomy places the organism in Eukaryota, Metazoa, Nematoda, Chromadorea, Rhabditida, Meloidogynidae.
AUGUUUAUUGACAUAGCAUUAGCACCAGUUGAAGAAGGAUGGUUAAUAGGCCCGAACUAUAUAUUACCACAUGGAUGUCAUUUCCGAUUAGGAACUGAAGUAUUAGCAAAGUCAAACUCGAAAAUAGCCAGAUCAGCACGUGCGUAUGGAGGUGAAUGGCGCUUCUCAGCAGUCUCGAACAUUCCAAGAAUUUUUAGAAUAACCAAACGCCAUACGUUAGAAAAAAUAAACUCAGUUGAGGAAUUUAUUGAAGCAGCCUUAAUUGUAAUUGGAGAAGAGAAGAAACGUCUUAAAUGGAGGCGACCUAUUGAGCUUUGA